AUGAAUGGCCUUUGCGGCACACGGCUGAUUUUUUUUUCGAUAGCUCAAGCAGUUUUCGUCCCGACAGGAGUUUGUGUAAAUUCAUGGAUGCCAUGGAACUGGGGAAGCAAACCCCGUCCCAUUGAUGGACAGUGGAGUUCUUGGUCGUCAUGGAGUACUUGCCAAAUGACGUUUGAACCAAUUAAGACCCCAUUUCGCUAUAAAGAACGAGGCUGUUCUAACCCAGCACCUAAAAACGGAGGCGACGAAUGCAAGGGCGAAAGCAGGCGGACGACGAGUUGCGACGACUGCAAUAUUGCUUUGGGUUUAGAAAGCGGACGAAUAAAAGACUCCAUGAUUACCGCGUUACAUUCUCACAAAGAUUUUCCAGCUUCGGCUGCCAGAUUGAAUGGCAAAUCUGCCUGGUGCUCAAUGAAUCCUGACAGCCUUCUUGAGCCACUGUAUCUUCAAAUAGACCUAAAGAAAAUGACGGCAAUUUCAGCUAUUGCGUCACAGGGGUUUUACCCUGCGGCGGAAUUGUUGUCCCUUAGGAUGGGUCGUGUUAGCAAAUAUGAACUUAUGUACAGUACAAACGGAUUUGCCUGGAAGUUGUACCAGGACAGGAUAAAUAAAACAGUAAUUCGUGGAAACAGUAGGCGAAAUGGAACAGCCCUUAAUAUUUUAACACCUGAAAUAACCGCAAGAUUUAUACGAGUCUAUCCACUGAGUUAUUUCUCGUUUGUUUGCAUGAGACUGGAGUUGUAUGGUUGUACUUUUGGUUGUGGGGGAGAUUUAAGUGUAGAACCAGGAAAUAUUAUCACCCAGAGUUCCCCACAAGAAGACCAAGAUUGUUUGUGGCAUGUAAAAUUGCCCAACAUCACCAAACUGAAUUUUGACUUCAUUAAUUUUAAUGUACCUUGUAGUAAUGGUUACACAGAACUGAGAGAUGGAAGCAUGCCAUAUUCAACAGCAACAGUAUUAGCCCAGUAUUGUGGGUUUGACCGCCCCCCUCCUCUUGUUAUGUCGAACAGCGGAGAGUUUUGGGUGCGAUUCAAAUCCAAUGCAUCAGAUCCACAAGUUGGAUUCUACUCUGUCUAUUUCCCUGGGUGUGGUGGGUGUCUGCAUGGAAGUACUGGUGAGAUUAAGUCACCGAAUUUUCCAAAGGAGUACUUUCACAAUUCCAAGUGUAUUUGGACCAUUACCGUACAAGAAGGCAAAUCAUUACGCUUAAAUUUUGUGCAAUUUAGUAUUGAAGGGGAUGCAAACCGCCAGAGAUGUCCUCAUGAUCACCUCACAAUUUGGAAUGGAUCUCAUUCAAAUGCACCACUAAUUGGAAAGUAUUGUAAUAGUAAUCCACCACCUUCUGUUGUAUGCAGCUCUGGGAACAGUGUUCGCUUGAAAUUCCACAGUGAUGAUGCCCUUGCCUGGUCAGGAUUUUUUAUCACAUACAGUGCAGUUAAUCCAUUCAUGCCUUGCAAUGAAAUGUUUUCAAGCACUAUUAUGCCUACAAAUACAUCUCUUUGGACAAGUAUGUAUCUGACUCCCACUCCUCUUGUAACAGUGAUGAAAACGGUAAUCACCCAGCAAGCAAUGUUUUCUUCAAGUAGCCAUUUUUAUGUUGGAUCAACAACCAAAAUAACAGUGGAUAGAACUAAUCUCAAUACUCUAGCCCUGUCUUCAGCAAAUGUUACAGUUGAUUUUGAAGGGACAUCAGCUGAUGGAGAACUGAAAGCAGCAGCACAAGGAAAACAGAAGUAUGAUGAAGAUGAUGAUGAUGAUGAAAGCUUAACCACUGUGAUCAUACUUUCAGUUAUGGCUUUUAUUGUUAUCUGCAUGAUUAUUGCAAGCAUUAUACCAAGUGUUAAACAUCACUAUGAAAAACAGAAGCAGGAAACAGAAAUGAGCUUAAUGAUUGCUGCAAGCCUGAGCAUCCCUGAAACAAACAGCAAAGAAACCUUUGAAGUUGUUUCUACCACAGCAGAUUUACAGCUGACACCAGCAUUAGACAGAGUUCCUUGUGAUGCUGUAUCGUACAGUGAGCCAGGCCUUUUGCCCGUUGAAAUAGCUGAGAGUGAGUCAUUAAGUGAGACUCCAACAGUAGAAUUCAGUAAUGAACCUUUAGAAAUCACCAGAUUGCUUCUUAAAAGUAGUGGUGUCACAAAUAUUUGUGAAGAUGAGAAUGAUGGUUUAGGUACUGGAGAAAAUGAGACAGAUGCAAUGGUCCCUUUUAUUAUGGAUGAUGAUGCACAAGAAAUUGGCAGUUUAAGAAUGUCUUACGAGGAUCUUGGCAGCAGUUUUGCAUGUGAAAUGCAAGCAAUGUUGAGUCAGUUGGUGGAUAAAGAUGAGCUACCAGAAUGGAAUCCCAGCAUUGUUAAUGAUGAAACAGAAACAGAGGGAUCAAUUGUCAGUGAACGUGAAGCAUGUAAUGACAAUGUUCCUCAAGGUCAAGGUGAUACCAAGUCAAUUCAGUUGAAUGAAACUUCAACCAACAAUGUGUCUUUUGGCAAAGGAGAAAAACUGCUAAGUACAUUGAACAAGACAGACAUUGAAAUGGGGGAAAUAUGGAAAAUGGAGCCAGUAGAUAAUGUCAGUUGUCACAGCCUUAAAAAAACAGCAGGAAAUGAACGAAUAUCAGGAUCUCAAACUGAUAGCAAAGACUCUUGUAGCAGUGAGAAUGCCAGCACCUGCAGUUACUCAGAAACUUAUGUUUAG
Porites evermanni is the source of this 2691-nucleotide messenger RNA. NCBI's taxonomy places the organism in Eukaryota, Metazoa, Cnidaria, Anthozoa, Scleractinia, Poritidae. The record is from the annotation of a GenBank genome assembly.